GUGGCAUGUUUUGGUUGGUUGUCGGUUUAAUUGAAAAAAAAAAAAAUUUGCCAUUUUCUUUUCCUUCUUUUGGGGAUCUUCUCUCAUCUCUCUCUCGACGGAAUCCCUAAAACUCAUAGUGAUUCACCUCAGCAGAAUCCAAUUCAGCAGUUCCAGGUUGAUGUUAAAGGCCAAGGCUUUAUGUUAUCGUUUAGUGAAAUCCAGAAAAGCUACUUCUUGUGCCCUUCCCUCUGAACCAUCUCCCUCCACUUCAGUAGCCGCCGUCUCCGCCGUUUCUGGUGACCACCGGUCUCGAUGUUUGUCUUUGAUAGUCAAACUUGGUGGGAGAGGUCUUGUAGACUCUGCUCGGGAAGUGAUUAGCCGUGUUAUCGAUGGUUCUUCUUCUAUUUCAGAGGCGGCUUUAGUUGUUGAUUUCGCGGGCAACAAUGGAAUAGAACUCCAUUCGUGUUGCUGCGGCGCAUUGAUAAGGAAGCUGACGGAGAUGGGUCAGCCUGGAUUGGCUGAAACUUUCUACAACGAACGUGUGAUUGGAAAUGGUGAAGUCCAACUCGCCACAAGCACUUUCUUCUGCAAUUAAGUGGCAUUGGAUCAGUUGUAAGCAUGGUUGAUAGGAUAGCUGGUUCUUGAUCAG
Camelina sativa (false flax) is the source of this 631-nucleotide messenger RNA. Its product is annotated as pentatricopeptide repeat-containing protein At5g62370. Lineage: Eukaryota; Viridiplantae; Streptophyta; Magnoliopsida; Brassicales; Brassicaceae. The record is from RefSeq and is a predicted model, not a curated record.